CAGCAGCACUAGCGACGAGUGCCGGCGCCCUGGGUAUUUUUAUCCCCUGGGCUUGGUGUGCCCCUGCGUGCCCGGUACUGAGGUGUGCUUCAGUUACAUUCUGCUCACCACUCACUUACCUGCUUCACGGCACUCUGCUCCCGCCCCUCCUUGCCUCUUGAGGCUGCUAAGUUACCACUGCUAGUGCCGCAGAAGCUGGUACCUCGCGUGCCGCGCCGAGCCUGGAGACCAAGUCUGCGGGGGCAGCGGGUGCUUGCCCUGUUCUCCAGGCAUCGCCACUUACUGUGAUGCGAAAACAAAUGAUAAACAUAUAGUUUUGACAAACAAAAAGUGUUAGUUGGAGAGGGCCCAGCCUUGUGUCACUAGUGCCACUGUAAAUGGGUGUGUAAAAGUGACGUGUGCUAUGCGAGACUAGGGGGUGUGAGGCUGUGGUGGGGGUGGGCGUGCGAGGCGGGCGCCAGUAUGAGCGGACGCACCCGUCAGCAAUACGGCAGGAGCGCCACAACUUCCUAUACGAGUAUCCUUCAAGACUCUGGGGGGGAUAUCCUAAAUCGGUGUUCGAACCUCUUCAGCAAGUUCGCCUCCCGCGUGAGAGCUGUGUCACAGUCUGGGGAUGACCGGGUGCCCCUCCACGACACCAGUAACAACAUAAGCUCUGGCGCCACUUCCUCCACUAAGUCCUCGAACUCCCAGUAUCCGAUGUUGCUCAAAUACAACAAAUACGAGGAUUCGCCGCGCUACACUGAUUACAAGACCACCGCGCUCUACGCAGAUGUGAAGUCCAGGUCUUCAAAGUUCGAUGGUACGUCUUCCCGCAAUAAGUACGGCAGUUCUUCAUCGGCCUACGAUGUCGGGUAUAAGUAUGGCUCUGGCUACGGGUCGACAGCCUCUUCUGGGUAUAGGAGCGGUAAUGCCUUAACUCCAUCAGCUUCAUUCUCAUCUUUUUCAACUUUUAAGACAGAUUACGGCGGUUCAGAGUUUGAUAAGUGUGACGAUUCUCCUAGAAAGAGAUAUGGGAACUGUGGCGGCCGACCAACGUACAACCGAACAGCUUCAGACCUGGGAAUGGAAUCGGACUAUGGUCUGCGUAGCGCUUAUAGCUCAUACUCCGCACCAGCUCCUAACUACGAUAAGAUUGGUGCCCGCUACAAGCCUAGUCAGUUCUUGAGGAGAAAUAAUUUGACAAGUGGUUGUAAUGAAGAGGACGAGGCUAGCGACGAACUUUGUGUACUUCGAAAUAAUGUAAGCACGAAAAAAUCAGACUACUGGUCCCAAUACGGGUCUAAAUCACCGAAUGUAAUGGAAAGGUGUAUCGACAGUCGCAGCUUCAAAUUAGGGAACCUCAGCCCUCAGCUCCGACGGCGCCACGGUGACGGUGCUCUUAUUAGUGGCUCCGCAAGACACAGAAUUACCCGGCCUGUAACGGUGCCGGAUGCUCAAGAUGGACGGGAGAGCACUAGCUCAAUUAUGAAAAGGUACUCUGGCCUCUCCUCCACUACUCUGGAGACAGAGACUGGCAGCACUACCUCGUCGGCAACGCCAGACAGCGUCGCCGAUGAAUCCACUCGCCGCAAAGAGCGGGCCCAGCUUAUCAAUAUGUACUCUCUUCCCCUCAACGUUUUACAUAAUAUUGGCAGUUCUCACAACCGCAAGUUCCGAAAGCGUGGGCAAGAACCCGCUGGCUCAAGUGAUCAUGAUGGUACAGGACGGCAAGGCACGCGGCGCUAUGAUCAGGUUAAAGAGAUGGCCGCGAAGGUAACAGCAUUCCGCACCUACCAAGACGAGGAAGGGAGUCAAGGACCACCCCGGAAAGUUUUGUACGGCAGUGCCUCUACGGGUGAUGUGCUCUCCGCCUUAGCCAGAACGGCCGCUAAAGGCACCGAUAACGUGUCCAAACGUAGCACACCCGAUUCCGAUAAGUUUGUAUUAUACGACCCUCCAAUUGUUUUCGAAAAAGCCGCCAUGCGCGAAAAGCCUCUGAAAUCCAGCAAGCCCGCCAAACCCACCACCCUCGACCUAUCCAGAACUAACACUGUUGAACUGCUGGACUCUCCUUCAGAGGUCAGAGCCAGACUAGACCUUAUGGAAUCCAACAGAUCACUAUGUUCCUCUUUGCUCAGAACACCUCAUAAUCACUACGGUAUUCAGACACCCACAUCGCCAACAACUCCCAUAAUAAAAAUUUCAAACUACAUGGAGCCAGAACAGGAAUACACGUUCACUACAUUUAAACCACCUAAUUCGAACAUUAAUAGUACCAGUAACAAUACGAGUGACCAGUCGAACAGUAGUAACACGACGAACACCUCGAGCUCUGUAAGUAACAAGACUUUGUCUGAGACAAACAUCGCAUAUGUGCCAGCCCUCACUCCUAAAUCUCCUCUCGACCAGUCUGUGUCUGUGAAACCUAAAACCUCGAGUGCCGCUAAUGCAACUCUUACUAACAUUCAAUCAAAGUCGAAGGACAACCUUGACGUCUACAGCGCGGCCAAGUACAAGCCCAAGAUUGGUGGCGGCGGCGGUGGAAUAGAAGGAUCGUCUUCCAUCAAUGGCAAGAGUCUUAAGUCGACCUUGUCUGCGUCAACCACAUCUGCUGUAGGUCCGAGCGUGGUGACACCACUGCCUAGGAAAUCCGGCGUGAUGGACCUGUUGGGCAUCCAAGAGGUGGGGGGAAAGAAGAGUGCCAUGCAUCAUCAUUCCUCAUUCUACAGCUCUAGUAGCGUGACUAGUGACAGUUCACGGGCACCCUCAGUGGAAGAUGAUGAAGAAGGACAUCUCAUAUACCGCAAUGGCGACGUGCUGCAAGAUAGAUACAAGAUCAUUACCACUCUGGGCGAGGGCACCUUCGGCAAGGUCGUCAAGUGUCGGGACCUCCAGAAUGAUCGGUUCCUGGCCUUAAAGAUUAUUAAAAAUGUAGAAAAAUACAGAGAGGCUGCCAAGCUAGAAAUUAAUGUAUUGGAAAAACUAGCAGAGAAAGACCCUUACAACAAACACUUGUGUGUUCGAAUGCUUAGUUGGUUUGACUACCACGGCCAUGUGUGUAUUGCCUUCGACAUGCUGGGCCUUAGUGUGUUUGAUUUCUUGAAAGACAACAAUUACCGUCCCAUAGCUUGAACAGGUUGACUCUCUUUUCACUUGCUAUCGGUCAAUUUCCCCCAUGAUAACAAAUUGACCCUACUGACCAAACCUGAAAACAUACUCUUUUUACCCGACAUAAUUAAGAUGACCCAAAAAAGGGAAGACAUUAGAACAGUAAAGAAGACAGAUAUUCAGCUAAUUGAUUUUGGCAGUGCAACAUUUGAUCACGAGCAUCACAGUACUAUAGUUUCUACAAGACACUAUAGAGCCCCUGAGGUUAUUUUAGAGUUGGGUUGGCAACAACCAUGUGAUGUAUGGUCCAUCGGGUGUAUAAUGUUUGAACUGUACCUGGGCAUCACCUUAUUCCAAACACACGAUAACCGGGAACAUUUAGCGAUGAUGGAGCGAAUCCUUGGACCCAUCCCUUAUAGGAUGGGCAGAAAGACUCGGACCAAAUAUUUCUAUCACGGGAAGUUAGACUGGGAUGAGAAGAGCUCAGCGGGCAGAUAUGUUCGGGAAAAUUGUAAACCAUUAAGGAGCUACCAAACAAAUUCUGAUGAGGACCAUCGGCUACUCUUUGACCUUAUUUCCAAAAUGCUGGAGUAUGAACCAGCACAGCGGAUCACCCUAACUGAAGCUCUUAGGCAUCCGAUCUUCGACAAGAUUCCAGCUGUCCAACGGUUAGGUGAUAAUGCUGUUGGUGACCUUCGUGAACGCUCACACUCUCUUUCACGGUGAUGCCAGAUAUUCCAAGGGUCAUACAGUACUGCUGCCUAACUCGUAUACCUUCCCUUGUGCCCUCCCUGCCUCUCGUGGCUCAUGUGCAGCCUUAGGCCAGAAAAAAUAUUGAAAUGUAGAUAGUUCAAAUAGAGCUCAGUAAAUCAGUCCAGUGGCAAAAUCUUUUCCUUUAUUCCUAUCUUAACCCUUCAUUUUUUCUAUAAAACUAACUUUAUUGAACUUAAGUCCUCUGAACCCUUUCAUUGCGUAAAGCGUUGCCCAGUUAUUUCCUAAGUAUCAUUUCACCAUGAAAACGAAAGUGCUCAAAUAAGAUUUUUUUUUUUUUUUUAACCGUAAGGUUUUCUUAUAUUGCGCUUAAUUUCCUUAAAAAUUGAAUACAUAUAUAGCUAAACUUUAUAUUUUUUAUAACGAUAUAUAUGUAUCUAAAAUUUGGCUAAAAGCAUUCGUGACAUAUUAUUUCCUUCUUAUACAAAAUAUGCAUUAUUUUAUGAUCAUAAUGAUAUAUCUUUUUUUUUUCAUCUGCAUAAAAACCAUAUUUUAUAAUACAUAAGGUUCAUCUGUCUUUGUUGCCUACAGUGAGCAAGGACAUGAAAAUAAUAGUGUGUCCAGUAAGUGAUUAUUUUUCCCUGUAAGGUGAAUAAAAUAACAGUUUGUCAGUAUUUGUGGGUGUGUUGGGGGGGGGGGGGGUGAGUGAGUGUCUGAGAGAGGGUGAGUGAUUACAGAAUUCAUUUAUUACAUAAUGUUAGCAAAACUUGCAGGGAAUGGUUUUCACUCUGGCUGCUAAAUAGCAGCAGAAGCUGCUGGUUUCAAAUUUCAACAUCGCAUAAGUGAAAUUCCAGACACCAUGGGAUAUUAAAAAAAAUCUUUAUGAUCAGAGUGCAAGUCUUGAGUUAUGGGGUUUAGAAGAUAGACCACAAAUUGUAGAUUCACGACCUAAGCGCCUAAGGGUUAAUAAAAUAACUUGCUAGACACGAGUCACUGAUAGAUUAGUAUAAACGGUACUUUUUUGUAUAAUCCUGAUGGAUAAUGGAGAACAUUAAUUGAAAUAAUUAAAUUUCAUGUUUGUUCAUAUUAAUUGCACAUGGCAAGGGAAGGGAAAUGGUAUAGUUUAAUAUCAGCACAUUUUGCGUACUAUAUUACCCCUUCAUUAAGUUGUAAUUAUUUGUUCAUGUCAACAAUCAGUUUGUAUUUAAUUUUUUUUAAACGAGGCUACUACAUGAGGCAUUUUCUUUUUCUCUUUCUCUCUGUUCCUGUGUCUCAUUGGAGGUAAUGAGUAAAUGACUUUGAAAUUGAAGAUGUGUAAAGGAACACAUGAGAGCCAUGAACAGUAUGCUGAGGAUUAUCUAACUAAUGUUGAUAAAAAAAUGCCUUUAGAAAAUAUAGCAAUGUCCUCAUUUGCUUUUUUUUCUUUCUUUUCUUUCCUUCUUUGUUAAAAAAAAAGUCCCAAUGAUAUGUAAUAUACAGUUGAUAAAUGUGACCUGGUAUUUUGUAAGUUGUGUAAAAUAUUUUAGAUUGUACGUUAUUUCAAAUUGCACAAAGAACUAAUCAUUAUAUGUUGAAUAGUAUGAAAUGAAUGAGUGAGACUAAAAGUAAUAAGAAGCUAAUGAGUGAGUGCAAGAGUGAUGGACUUUAUCCAGCAUGAGACAGCAGCUCAUGGGACUGAGUGUUAGCAUCUCAUGUACACUUAACGCUUUGGCCUUUGGUGGAAUUGAUCUUACCACUCAAAUCUUUAGUCAUGGCAAGGCAUGAUGAUUGUAUGAUUUGGUUAUACAGUAUAUAUAUAUAUUUAUAUAUAGAUCUAUAUAUAUUUACUGUUCUUGUUAUUUGGUUCUAAUCUAAAUUUGAAAUGUUAAUAAAACACACUGUUAACAUUUGUGUAUUUAAGUUAAAAUUAUGUACUUAAUUGUGCAUACAGUUCAAAUAUUAAAGCACUACAAUACUGUUACGCUACAUUGUUUGGAGGUGAGUGGACAUAGAGCAAUCAUACACCUGUCGCCAUAUUGUUUAUCUAAAUAUUUACAGUGUAUAUAAUAGUUAUUUGCGCAGAUGUCCAGAAUCCCUCUAGUAUUUUUUUUUUUUUUUUUUUUUUUGUGUGUGUGUAUGUGUAUUUAAGGGUAUUUUUUUUCUUCACACUACAGUUCCCAGAUUUUUAAAUAAGAGAUAUUCAGGAUCAACAGCUGUCAUACAAUCCUUGUUUAAAAGCUUCAACUACAGACUAGAUUGGGGGCAUUUUUACAUAUCUUACCACCUGACAAAUCCAACCAUGAUGUGCAUAUUUCAUAGACUGGUGAUGUAAUGAUUAAAAGGGUAGUUUGUUGUUAAUCAUGCAAUGGUAUGACUAGUUUCAUCAAUGCCAAGGCUAUAAAUUUGUUGCUCUCAAUAAAUAUUUUCAUUUAA
This is a messenger RNA of Cherax quadricarinatus, 6213 nucleotides long. The record is from RefSeq and is a predicted model, not a curated record. NCBI's taxonomy places the organism in Eukaryota, Metazoa, Arthropoda, Malacostraca, Decapoda, Parastacidae.